Triticum urartu is the source of this 1021-nucleotide messenger RNA. Its product is annotated as high-affinity nitrate transporter-activating protein 2.1-like. Gene Ontology annotation, biological process: response to nitrate; nitrate transmembrane transport. Gene Ontology annotation, molecular function: nitrate transmembrane transporter activity. Lineage: Eukaryota; Viridiplantae; Streptophyta; Magnoliopsida; Poales; Poaceae. Gene Ontology annotation, cellular component: plasma membrane. The record is from RefSeq and is a predicted model, not a curated record.
CCCAACAAGGAUGGCAGCUCCGGCUCAUGGUCAACGAUCUCCAAGUGCCUACAUAUACACGCUAAACCCAUCCGUACUCCUCCAUCUCUCCCAGCCCCGUCCAUCGAACCGCCGCAACCUUCUCCGACCGAGCAGCAGCUGCGAGUGCGAGUUCGAGCCCAAGUUCGACGGUCGAUCAAUGGCACGGUCGGAGCUGGUCAUGGCGUUGCUGGUGGCAGUCCUCGCCGCCGGCUGCUGCGCGUCGGCCGGCGCCGUGGCGUACCUCUCCAAGCUGCCCGUCACCCUCGACGUCACCGCAUCCCCCAGCGCCGGCCAAGUUCUCCACGCCGGCGAGGACGUGAUCACGGUGACGUGGGCCCUGAACGCGACCGGGCCGGCCGGCGACGACGCCGCCUACAAGAGCGUCAAGGUCAGCCUCUGCUACGCGCCGGCGAGCCAGAAGGAGCGCGAGUGGCGCAAGACCCACGACGACCUCAAGAAGGACAAGACCUGCCAGUUCAAGGUCGCCCAGCAGCCCUACGCCGGCGCCGGCGGCAGCGUCGAGUACCGCGUCGCCCUCGACAUCCCCACCGCCGCCUACUACGUGCGCGCCUACGCGCUCGACGCCUCCGGCACGCAGGUCGCCUACGGCCAGACCGCGCCCGCCGCCGCCUUCAACGUCGUCAGCAUCACGGGCGUCACCACCUCCAUCAAGGUCGCCGCCGGCGUCUUCUCCACCUUCUCCGUCGUCUCCCUCGCCUUCUUCUUCUUCAUUGAGAAGCGCAAGAAGAAUAACUAAGCUCGGAACCGUACGUGGCAAGGUGUUCGUCCGUGCGCCACUUCUUCUCGUCCUUUGCAAACGUACACACAAUAGUACGUACUGUACAUGUAAGAGAGUAGUGUUGGUGUUCCCUUUUUGGGGACUCCCGUGAUUGUUGAUGUUGUACUCUCUUCAUUGUAUAAUGUAGUGCAUGUUUGAUUUUUGAAAAAUGAAACAUGUCUAUGUUUGAUCAAGUUUAGUAAAAGAUAUCAGUAUUCACAA